GCUCCUCCAUUUGUCGUCCUCAAGGGAUCAAAGGCACAACACAACGCCCGCGCGCGCUCUGCAACUGAUCAAGAAGAGAGGGGGAGGGUGAAGGCCUCAACUCUGAACUUCUGAAGGAGCAGAGCGCAAGAAACCAAGAAGAUGGCCGCCGCCGCCGCAGGCGCCCCGGCCCCCGUCCCGGAAGGCGUCUCCUCCUGCGGGAGCACCAACGUGCGCCGCGCCGACCACCUCCCCCCGCUCCCGAUCCCGCUCCCCUGCAUCGGCGAGCCCACCGCGGCCUCCCGCGUCUCGCCGGGCUCCUCCCCGGCCCGCUCCGAGGCCUCGCGGGGCGCCCCCUGCUACGCCGCCGAUGCGGAGCCGGACCCGGUGCCCCAGGUCGAGGCCUCCGUGGGGCGGAGCACGCAGAUGCUGCUCGCGAUGGCUGCUAUGGGCGGGCGCGGCGGGCACUACGGCCGCCGCCCGGCCUCGUCCUACGGCAGCUGCGCCGCGUGGAGCGCCGGCUCGCUCACCAAGCACCGCCCCGCAUCGCCGUCCCCGAUCUGCAGCCCCGUGAGCAGCCGCGGCGGCGGCGGGGACGACCACGAGCCCCACGGCGCAGACGACGACGCCUCGUUUGUCACGCCACGGAUGGAAGAAGAGCAAGGGAGGUUGCCAACCAGAGCAGAUUUCAUGAAGCCUUCUGCAACACCGCGAAACAUCAGAAUACAGACACCCAGGCUGGAAAGGAGAGUUGAUGGGGCUAAUCAAGUGCCUCCAAGAUUCAUCCACAAGGCCACACCAGCAAGAUUGAUGCGCCGAGUUCGCUCCUCACAUAAUUUCCGUCAGCGUGUGGGUGCAAUAGAUGCUAUCAAUGAAUGGAGACUGCCCAAAGUCAGUGAAGGGGAGGACGAGGGAGGCGAUCAAAAGGAAUGGCAGACUGAGACCGUGUCGUCUCGUAUAUCCUCAGCUCGUGAUUGGAAUUUUGAGUCUGAUGGUGCCUUUGAGGGUGGCAACCAUAGUGAUCGUGCAUUUGGCGAUUCAGGUGGUGAGAACUGUCCAGUUCCAGUGCCAAGGAUGGAGAGACGGCUCCCGGCCUCUGGGUUAAAACCCCAAGGCAAUUUUGUCCAUGCCAAGUUGGUUGCCUGGAAGGAUGCACAGGUUGCAAAGCUCAUAGAAAAGCUGAAAAGGAAAGAAACCGAUAUUGAUGAUUGGCAGAGGAACAAGAUCGCAAAGGCCAGGCAUAAGAUGAGAACUACUGAGUUGAACUUGGAGAAGAAAAGAGCGGAAGCGGGAGAGAAGAUGCAAAAGGAGAUAAAGCGCGCGCAAAGGAAAGCUGAUAAGAAGAAAGUCAAGGAGCAGGCGGCCACUGCCAAUCAGAUCGCUGGUGUUGAGAGAGCACUGGUGAAGAUGUCAAGGACAGGAAAGCUCCCCUGGUCACUGGCUUUUCUGUGAUCUAGCUCUUCGUUUCUGCCUGUCCCAGAGAAGCUGGUUUGCCAAACCGUGAAAGCUAUUGGUGAUGCCCACGCGGCAAGAGUAAUAUGAGUAAAAUCAGCUGCUAAAUACUUGAAAUCAGUAUGUAGCGUAUUAAGAAAAACAAGAGGAUAUAUUUUUUAUUACCCAUUCUUGACGAUGGAAGUUUUGAAUAUGAUAGGACCAACUUUCCUGUA
Molecule: messenger RNA, 1646 nt
Organism: Panicum hallii
Lineage: Eukaryota; Viridiplantae; Streptophyta; Magnoliopsida; Poales; Poaceae
Exons: 6
Coding region: 142-1431 (429 amino acids)
Source: RefSeq, a predicted model, not a curated record